This is a messenger RNA of Lagopus muta (rock ptarmigan), 4118 nucleotides long. RefSeq names its product STING1 ER exit protein 1 (gene STEEP1). Bases 375 to 1043 code for a protein of 222 amino acids. The transcript has 7 exons. The record is from RefSeq and is a predicted model, not a curated record. NCBI's taxonomy places the organism in Eukaryota, Metazoa, Chordata, Aves, Galliformes, Phasianidae.
GCGGGCCCGGCGGGGGAGCUUCGGGGCGGGGCUGCGCGCCCGAUCUGCGUGAGCACGGCGGUUUUGGGGGAAACGGCCUGCGCUGCGUGUGUAACGGAGCUCAAGAGCAAACAGCUUCUGUCUCUGCCGGUGGGGGUGUUAGGUGCGGCCCAUCUUCCUCAGCUUCACCCUCACGCUUCAUUUGCGGACGGGCUAAGGAGAGCCCUGCCUGCCCGUGCCGCCAUUCCUGUUCCCCUCUCCCUCCGCACUGUGGGCAGUCCCGCCUACUCGGGCCACAGCUCAGAGCUGCCGGAAGUCGUGCCGGAUCUACCGGAGGUCUCGCGUAGACUGCGCCUGCGCGCUGGCCUCAGAGCUCCCCGUCCCCCGCCGUCGCCAUGCCGAAGGUGGUAUCGCGCUCCGUCGUCUGCUCCGACACCCGCGACCGCGAGGAGUACGACGAUGGCGAGAAACCGCUGCACGUCUACUACUGCCUGUGCGGGCAGAUGGUGCUGGUGCUGGACUGCCAGCUGGAGAAGCUGCCCAUGCGGCCGCGGGACCGCGCCCGGGUGAUCGACGCCGCCAAGCACGCGCACAAGUUCUGCAACGCCGAGGAGGAGGAGACCGUCUUCCUGCGCAGGCCCGAAGGCAUAGAGCGGCAGUUCAGGAAGAAGUGUGGCAAGUGUGGAUUACUGCUUUUCUACCAGCACCAACAGAAGAAUGCUCCAGUGACUUUCAUCGUUGAUGGUGCUGUGGUCAAGUUUGGACAGGGCUUUGGGAAAACCAACAUAUAUACUCAGAAGCAAGAACCUCCCAAAAAGGUGAUGAUGACCAAACGGACCAAAGACAUGGGCAAGUUCAGCUCUGUUACUGUUUCCACAAUCGAUGAAGAAGAGGAGGAGAUUGAAGCAAGGGAGAUUGCAGAUUCCUAUGCACAGAAUGCAAAAGUGAUUGAGAAACAGCUGGAACGCAAAGGAAUGAGCAAAAGAAGGCUACAGGAGUUGGCUGAGUUGGAAGCCAAGAAAGCCAAGAUGAAAGGAACACUGAUUGAUAACCAGUUCAAAUGAAGCACUCCACAUCUGCUGUGUCUUUGGAGACAAAUGAAGCGACCAGAAACUAUGCAGGUCUGUCAGCAAAGACAGCAUUCAACAAGCUUGGAAGAUGACUCUCCGGUGUAGUUGGUACUCUGCUAUGAAUUUCAGUACUUGGAACAGCACUAGAAAUCUUGUGGAAACUGAAUCUCUACACAAUGGCAAGCUGUUGCAGCCAGAAAAUCUUUGCUGGGUGCCUUUGUGAGUUCAGUGCACUUUUAAGUACUUGUCUUUUCAUUUUGAUGGUUUUGAAACGUGUAAGAAACCCAUAAAUGUAUUAGACAGGUCAACUGUAUAGCAAAAUCAUUACAAAAGUGAGCUUUGUUCACUGGGAUAAUUUAAAAUGCAUCCAAAACAUGCAGCAUUCUUAGAGGUGUGCCGUUUCAGGGCAGGCUGGAAUGGCUCAGGAGGUUUGGGGCUACGAGCAGCAGGCAGGCUGUUGCAGGUAACCAGUACAUGCUUGGCCAUGGCUCUAAUUCUUAGCCACUGUUGAACACUGGAAAACUGCAGCUGUAUGGAAUUACACUGAUGGCUACGGGAACAUGAAAUCCAGCCCUGUUUUAUACUGCUGAAAACAAAACCUGCCAGAGUAUUACACCUCCCAGGAGUAUAAAUGUGUUGCUGGAAAGUACUGAUGUGACUGCUGGUCACUUAAAGCAGAGUUCACUUGCAUCUCUGAAUUCACCAGCUGUUGGAAUUGUAGAACAUGAAGAAAACUGUUUUCAGUACAUUGACACUUAGAGACUUGGACAAAGACAACGUUAAGAAUCACUGCGUGAAAUAACUUGUUUGGGAAACAGGUUUUUUUAAUCUUAUGUGAUGUAAUAACAGUGGUCCCUAGCCUGUGUCACUGUUACUUGGGAUUAAAUGCCAUUUAGUGGAUCUGAACUAAAAUACUUUUCCUGGGGUGUUCUUACUCUCCUGAAUAUGACAACAUGGCAGCUAAGCAAUAUACAAAGUGCUUCAUUUCACACAGUUCUUACAAAAGAUUCUUUAUAAUCAGUAUAGGUUUUCCAUCUGACUUGAUAACCUUAAAUGGGAAAACUUGGGUCUGCUUAGAUUAGGGAUGCAUACCUCUUUCCUUGGGAAGAUAGGAUGGGAAGGUGAGAAAGAGCUGCUGCAGAGCAGGCAGCCUGGAUGGGGUCAGCUCUGGAAGGCAGGGGCCUGCGUGCUGAUUUAAUGCCAGGUGGGGUAAGCACAUAUUCAAGUUAACUUGAGCAGUGCUGACCUUAUUCUGUGCUGAUCUUCAGCUAAUCCAAAGUCUAUUUCUAGAGCAAUCAUAAGGCAGUGGAUGUGUAAUAAUUGGGAAGGGGAUGAGAGGGUGCAGCCUUACCCAGAACAUUGGAGCUGCCCAAGCCCUAAAGAACGUGAAGCUGGUCUCCCUCGGCCAAGGAAAUGUUUCUCCAGGACCCAGAGAAAGGGCAGAAGAAAGAUUUCAUUCUUACAUGAAGUGCUGCUGAAUUCAUCUGCCUGCUCUCUUGGAACUAGGUUUACUUUAUGGCUAGCACCUGUACUUUAAUGUCUUUAUAAAUCCAAUUUUUUUUUUCCAAGUAGGAGCCAGAGAUGGAUGCUAGCAUUGAUAUUUGAAAAUGAGUGUUGAACAGUGUGAAGUCUUCUGGGAUGCAAACUUCACUGUCUGCAGUUGUCAUAAACGAUGAGGUGUGGCUCUGCUUCGAGACAGUCCAAGAACAAAAGCCCACUGCAGACCAGUGUUAUUUGUGCACCUUCCUGCAGAAUCACAGGAGCUGACUGCUCGAGUGUGUUGCUGGCUUGGGUACCAACUGUUAACCCUGGGUUCUGCCUAGACCUAUAGCUGGGGUGUGAGUUGGUUAGGGUUGGGAGUGGAGAACUGCCAGUGGAAGUGGGGCUGCCAAAGCCAGGUAAGCAGCAGGGAAAAAACAGAAAAGAAAAGAAGAAAAGCCACCCUCUCCUAAGAACCUGUUAAAUACAGUGGUUUUAAGUCUUGGGCUAUGAGUCAGCCAACAGUUCAGUAAAGUUCAGAUUUGGGGUUAAGGCCAGGAGUGACAAAACACAGGACUUCAGCCAAAGUGUGAACAGGAUCUGCUGGCAGGGCUGCGAAAGUCUGCAAUUUGAUGAGGCACAAAUAAAACCUGGUGACCAGCGGCUCAGCGCAGGUUGUCCAGAGUAGCUAUUAACACUGUCAUCGAGUUCUCCAGCUGCAAAUCUCAAGCCUUAAAGGCAGUGUUAGCAGCACAACAAAAGUACUCUCUCACUUUUAAAAUACCAGGCCAUGCACAUCAGGUGUUUGUUGCCUUUUUGUAAUGACAGCUGUGCCUCCCUCAUCUCAGGACUCUCACAGACUCAAAAAGAGAACUGAGCAUUCUGCCAACCUCACCGACUCUUAGAUGUUUUUAAUGCAGUAGUUACACAACGUGUGGCUGGAACAUCUACAGAACAGAGACUGACAUGGUACAUUAUUAAACGUGCAUUUCUGAACGAGUCUAACUCCAUCUAGGUCACAAAGAUUUAAAUCAAGCUGAAGUUGCAUUUCUAGAGCUAAAUGAGCUAAAAGAUGUUAUCUGACAACAGCAACAGGAAGCAGGGGCUCCUACUUCAAGUCCUCAAUUCAGAACAAAAAGCACCUUAGCAGACUAAAUAGCUAUUGUGUACAGUUUCUUACACCCAAGCAGUAAGCAGCAGUGUUGAGAUCAGACAAAGGAUGGAUUUUGUGCUCCUGCGAAAGCUAGCCCUAGUUUUUAUGUCUGUGUAAAUAUAGGUAGGUAACAGUGGUUUGUUUUGGUGGUGGUUGUUAUUGUUGAGCUGAGCUUUUCUGUAAGAACUUGUCUGGAUGUGGAGGUACUGCAAGGCAGCAUGUGAAUUAAAAAUGGAGGGGCAAAUCUGUUCCAAAAGUAAUGUAAAUCUGUUCCAAAAGUAAUGUCACACGUGGCCAUUUUCAACACUGAUGUGUUUCAUGGGUUUGUCUAGUCCAAUUUCCGAGAGCCUUAGGAGCAACGUGGUCUGAGUUGCUGUGUUGGAACAGUUCUGCGUGGAGUAAUGCUGCCUUAUUCCUUAUGAUGUGUGAAAUAAAAC